Messenger RNA from Drosophila pseudoobscura, 1221 nucleotides. RefSeq lists its product as uncharacterized. The transcript is spliced from 3 exons. Lineage: Eukaryota; Metazoa; Arthropoda; Insecta; Diptera; Drosophilidae. The record is from RefSeq and is a predicted model, not a curated record. Bases 403 to 951 code for a protein of 182 amino acids.
UACAAUUUUCUCCGGAAGUAAUUUGAGCAAACUGAGUUUUGAAUAAUUUUCAACAUUUAUUGCUUUCAUUCAUGCGGCAAAAUAUAUAUUUUGUUAUUGAGCUCCUACAGAGAGCGUGCUGUGAGAGCGAAGAGCCCAGUAUAUCAAGUGUGUGAAAGGGGAAGGAUGACAACCCUGGUCAUUCUGACAGCUAGUCUGAAUUGAAGAGAAGAACGACACACAUGUGAUUUAGAAGAAGAAGAUGUGCAGAAGAUCGGAUAUCUUUAUAACUAUAGGUUAUUAGUGUUCAAUCAGCGUUUAGAGUAAUUUAAGCAAUUUAACUCUACCAUGCAUAAAUAAACACACCAUAAAAUAACACGUUCGUGUCAUUCAAAUGUUAUUGUGCCCUCAAGAGCAGGAACAAUGCGUUGCCAGCUGAUGAUCUGUGCGGUUCUCGGAUUAUUCCUAACAUUCCCCAUCAAAAUUAACGAUGCCGUCGUCUUUAAAUUUACAAACAUCGUCGGCGAGAGUUACAACCAAUCCUGGUUCGUGUACCACAACUAUCGUCUGAAGGCCGUCAGUCGAAACAAAGUGCUCCUCAAUAUUAAUGGGACGAUACUACAUCCGGUCAACGAUGCAUCAAUUCAUGGCAGAAUUUUCAAAAAGGCAAACGGCUAUAAGCCUUGGCUCUUCGAUAUUUACAUUGAUGCCUGUCAGUACUUGAGAAAACGGAAUCAACCUGUUGCUAAUAUAGUCUAUGGGCUCUUCAAACAGUUUAGUAACAUAAACCACUCAUGCCCCUACGUGGGUCCACAGAUUAUCAAGGACUUUUAUCUAAGACCUGAGCUACUGCGUAUUCCCAUGCCAACAGGGGAUUAUUUAUUGGCGCUUCAGUGGUACUUCGAUAAGAAGCUACAGUUUGACACGAAUGUUAGUUUUACAUUCGUGGAGGAUCUAAUGAAGAGCAAAUAGUGGGAAUCACUGUUAGACGUUCCCUGAAAAUCAACAGAUACAUAGAACAGUAGAAAAUGUGUUGUACCGAUUAAUUAAAUAUAUGUGUGGUCUAAUGUUAGGAUGCAACGGAAACCUUUGGGAUGCGGUCCACGCUGAUCGUCUGUGUUCUUUUCGGAUUGUUCCUAGCAUCAAUCUUCAGUUACAACCUCUAUAUUUGAGAUUGGAACUAUUACGGCGCGAUAAAAAGUAUUCUCUCCGGAAGUAAUUUGAGCAAACUGAGUUUUGAAU